GUUCAGUUUUCUGGUGGAUGCCAUCCCAUCGUGAUCAUGUUAGUUUAGAAGUAAUAUUAUGUAAGUUAAGUGAAGAAGAAUGUCAGUCUUGAUCUGGCGUGGAUUUAAUAUUGGUGUGUGCAUGUUGUCAUGUUGUUGUUGUCGUCGGGUUAUUUGUAAAUAGAUGGAUACAGAACUGUGUCGGUGGUGGUACGUGGUGUGACUGACAAAGUAUUGUUUUAUUUUUUAAGCAUUCCGAGUGUUCCGUUAGCCGAGUUUUAAAUUUGCAAUCUGAUUUCAUGAAGAAGAUUCGCACGGUUUGUUGAGACGGUUUUGUUUGGAGUGGAGCACGUGGAGUGGGGAUUGGACUUUUUGGAGAGGAGAAGUUACGGAAAAAUGGGGUGAAUAAGAAGACUAAUUCAUCACGAGCUGACUGCCCCGGUGAGAAAAUGGAUUACCUGUGCACCAACAAAGAACAACGAUACCCAUGAAACUAACCUGACGAUGAUGAUGAUGAAGUAUUCUUCCUCCCCGGACGACAAAAAAUGGGUUCAAGGGCUAAUUCCGCAAGUAGAAAAUAUAGCUGCGAACCGUAUCUGCAACAUCAUCAUCCACACCCCAAAAAAAAGUUUGCCGUAGUACCACCAGCAACAAUGCCAGCACUGCCACUGCCAGUCUCAACUUGGGCGAGGAUGGGAGCAGAAGAAUAGGCCAAAUUCUGAACCUUUCAUCCAAUAAAAGUUAUGGUUAUGUUUGCAAAUAAAAAUGCACGAAGCACGGCAGCAGCAGAGUAGUUGCAGACAUUAACAAAAACGAACGUGUAAAUAGUAGUGAGUGGUUCGCUUGGUGGUCGUGGUCGUUACUCUCGCAGUGAUACGAGUUUGGGGAAAUAAUGGAUAUUUUACCAAAAUCUGGGCAACAUUUACUCCCCACGAAACGCUGUACUCAUUAUCCGAUCAAGAUCUGUGACAGUUAUGAAAAUGCGGUGCUUAUCUGUUGUUCCAAGAAAGGUUCCAAAACCACCUUGGGACAAGAAUUUAGGACAAUGAGGAAUCCCGUUGUGAAUACUAAAAUCGUGUCAAACUAUAACUUAAAUUUGGAAGUGAGGAAAGGCCGGCAUAAAAAAGAGAUGAAAGUUAUCUCGUCGUCAUCUUCUCGUCUAGUCAUUCUCGCCCUCGUCGUCACGACCCUGCUCCUCGUGAUGGAUAACAUUCCAUGGAUUUCCUCCGCCCCUGUCGUCAGGUCGGGCGCCACGCCGCCAAAGUACUUUUCGACCAGUUCCGUGCAACAUUACCUCCUCAAGUUUGGCUACCUACCUCAGUCUGGGUUUGAAAUUCGGGAUCAGAUAAGCGAACGAAGAAUGGAGGAAGGAAUUCGAGAAUUGCAAGCUUUUGCCAACUUGAUAGUGACCGGAGUGAUUGAUGAAGCGACUCGGCGUCUCAUUCAGCGACCGAGGUGCGGCGUGCCUGACAUUCUGAGCGGCCAAUUCAUGUCGGAAAGUCAGGAGGAGCAAUUUGGCCGUCGUCCUGAUGGAAGGAGGAGGCAGAAGAGAUUUAUCAUCCAGGGCCAGAAGUGGCCAACGACGAGUCUCACUUGGAGUGUGAAACGCGCUUCUCCAGCCCAUGAUGAGAACGACAUUGUUGCCGAGCUGAGCCGCGCCAUUGCCGUUUGGUCGAGGUCGACACCGCUCCGGUUUUCGCGACUUACGCCGGAUCGCGCGGACGAUGCGGACAUUCGGAUCGUGUUCUCUAAAGGAUACCACGAGGAUGGUUACCCUUUCGAUGGGAAAGGUUCCAUCCUGGCGCACGCCUUCUUUCCAGGUGCGGGUCAAGGUGGGGACGCUCAUUUUGAUGAUGACGAGAUUUGGAUAAUUAAUGGCAAAUCGCAAGCUGGAGAAGGGACGAGACUUUUCGCCGUGGCAGCCCACGAAUUUGGCCACUCGCUCGGCCUGUCCCACUCGGACGUCGAGGGUGCCCUGAUGUACCCCUGGUAUCAAAACUUCGACUACGACCUACGCCUCACCAAAGAUGAUGAGCUCGGAAUUCAGCGCAUCUACGGCUCCACUCCGAUGUGGGCUCCGAACCCGUACGCCCCCAACUACAAUCCGUCUGACACUGACCAUGAGACCCCCCGACCUCGCGUCACCACUCCGACCCGACGGGGCAAGCCGUACCACCCUUUCGACGGUCGUCCCAACACGUGCGACUCCUCCUACGACGCGAUAUCUCUCAUCCGGGACGAGCUUUUUAUCUUUAAGGGGCGUCAUUUUUGGAGGGUCAACUCAAAACCGAACGCUCCCAAUGACAACCGCCUCCUCAAAGGGUAUCCCUCCCUCAUCACAAACAUGUGGCAACAACUUCCCCCCAAUUUGACCCAUGUCGACGCCGUCUAUGAGCACGACGAGGUUGAGAUCGUCUUCUUUAUUGGACGAUACUACUGGCGAUUCAGAGGAACCAAUUUGCAAGCCGGGUAUCCAAAACCGCUCACGUCGAUGGGAAUCUCUCCGGAUGUUGAGAAGAUUGACGGAGCCAUGAUUUGGGGGCAUAAUAAGAAAACUUAUCUCUUCUCAGGGACACAAUACUGGAGGUUGCAAGACGUCAACCCGCACGUGUUCCACAUUGAGCCUGACUACCCCCGCAACAUGUUUGUGUGGCAAGGCGUGCCAACGAAUAUCGACUCCGUCCUGCGCUGGAAGGACGGCCACACGUACUUCUUCAAGGGAAAAGUCUUCUGGAAGUUUAACGAUAAGCACAUGAGAGUGGACUCGGACGCCACGCUGUCCGCCCCCUUUUGGAUGGGCUGCACCUCCACCCCGCUCGUCCCCACGGAGAAAAAUCCUCACGGAGAGGAUGACGAGACCAGUUCUGCUGCCGGAGUAUCGUCACCAAUCAUGACUGUCAUUGUCGUCAGUCUCUUGACCUGGUUCUCCCGUGGCGUGGGUGACAUAUUUGGUCAAAAAUUGCUCGCCUUAUAAUAACCCAGCCCAUAAGGCAUCCAUGCAGAAAGAAAUGAGACAACUUUGCGAAUAACUCGCUCAGGAAUUCACUACGCACACAUACCACCGUCACUAUUAAGACUACUACUCACUGCCAUGUCUUCACAAACGUUCCUAUAUCUACCAGAAAAGAAGCAUUGCCAGCUCAGGGGCAUGGUUGCUAAAAUUUGUGGUUUUCAUAUUGAGAAAUUCCAUUUUCCCAGGCUUUUAAGGAGUAGGAUCUUGCAAAAACCGGGCUAGUUUCCUCCUCAAGAAGACGGUUUUGUUGGUUUGUUGGAACCCUCUCCGAAAUUCGGUGGUGGGUGGAGGAGGAGAAAGUAAACAUAAAGUAUAAUCCCGUCUCGCCAAGAAGCUUCCAUCCAAGUAUUAAAGUCAGGCAGUCAUCCAUAUGGAAGUGGAGGAGAAAGUUGCUCAUCCUUUGAUAGCUUUCUCGCCAUCCAUCCAUCCAUCCUCAUCUCUGUUCAAAUUUUGUGUGUCAUGACCUGAAAAUUUGUUCCUCUUCUUUUAUGUACUUCAAUCGCGAUGGGGAUCCAAUCUAGUGGUUCUGGUCACUCAAUUUUGAAUUAAAUUUCCAAAAUCUCGAUUUAGCUCGCCUUUCAUGACUUGCUCAGCCAAGGAGACACACAUUCAAUGCAAGCAGGAUUUCAUAAUAAGUUGAAUGCGUAGUUUGAUUUAUAUAAGAUUUCUCCCCCAGGCUGGGCUGAGGACAAUUUCCGAGUGUCCACACCACACCAGGGUUCCUCAAAGGGGGAUCGUUCCUUAAAGAAUUUCAAGCUUAUUUAGUAGUGAAUGUUUGCACACUGUGAACAAGUCCUUUCAAAUGUGUCAAAAAAUACACAUUUAGCAGAUGUAAAUCGUAUAUACCCUGUUUUUAAAGCAUGCAGAAUCAGUGUUACCGUGUUCCUGCGGGUUUGUCACAUUUCUUGAACCGCAAAGCAAGAAACGCAGGAAAUACAAGGUGUAAGAAACUUGGAGAAAGUGCAAGAAAUAUGGCCUAUCUAGCCAUGCGCCUUAUGAAGUAUAACGACACGUCGUAGUUUCUUACGCCUUGCAUUUCUUGCAGGUCAAAAUAGCUUAAAAAACCACUUGCACCCGAAACACUGCAGAAUUUUUACCCUGUUUUCAUGCAUGCAUACAAACAACGACUGUCAACUACGUUAAAGUAUGUCAAAAAAUCCCCCACAUUCUUUUGGAAACCCUGCCUUCGACUUUGGUGACGCUAAAAGCUUUAAUUAUCUCUCUCACUGCCAUCCAUCAGUGGAAGCAACUCAAAUAAAUUCACUCAAUCUGUCUCCUGACAAGAAUUCCAAAGAGAGACUUAUUUACCGUGUCCUAUUUUGUAAACCAAGGCACACACGCGGAUACAUAACACAAAGCUACAUAUACUUUACGGCUUUACUGGACGAGAACGAGUACGAAAUAUAUAAAUAAUAAAUUUUCGCCAGAGGACAAUUAACCAAGUAAAUAAUUUGUGGUGGGUUUAUGAAUUUUGAAAACUCGCUGGUUGGUUAGUCACAGAGAUAUGCAAAUUUAUUCAACAUUCCUCUCAUUUUCCGUCAAGCAAGAGUCAACUUGUCGGAUGGAUAGACUCGAAUUGUUAAUUAAUUAAAUUUCAGCCAAGGUUUUACUAUGUAAAUAGUACAGUUGUUUAAGUAGGAUUGUUUAUAUGGUGCCAUAUUCUUAAGUAUGUGACUGAUCGAGUAUAUAUGUAUAUCUAAGACUUUAAUUAUAAUUUAAGUUUGUUUAUAAUUAUUGCCACAAUUAAAUUUGCUACUGGAGAAGAAUUGUGAAUUAGAAUGAUACUCGAGGCGCAUAUUUAAAUAAGUAAUACAUAAGAUUUCGCUGUAAUUUUGCGAAUAUGCAAAUGCAACCACUUUCACUCAAAACACGCUUUCGUAAAAGUAAAUGUUGUGAAAGAUUUUGAGCUUUCGCUUUCAUUACGUGACACGACUAUAGAAGAAGAAGAUAGAAAUUAAGCCUGGCAAAAUAUGGGGUUGUUGUUUUAUAAAUAAAUAAAUAAAUAAUGGGAAAAGAUGUACUGUGAUGAUGAUGAACAACAAUUAAGUAAACUGUUUAUAUUUAAUAAUGACUUAUGGGUUAAUUUUAUACAGGAACAUGUUAAAAACUAUGCUGUGCUUUUAAUUCAUUAAUUACUUUGUAGAUACAUAGUUGUCACCGAAUUAAAUAAUUAUAGUUAUAUACUAUUUUAAUUUUUCUUAAAUAAGUCGAAUUUUCUAUUAUUUGUCGUCGUGAUUAAAAUUGAAAUAUAAAUACAAUAUUUAGAGUUAUAUUUAUUCUUUACUUAGAAACUAAUAAGAAAUGUGAUUCUGUAAAGAAAGAAAGAGUUUUAAGGGAGAAGAAUGAAAAUAAAGUUGUAUCACGAGUAAAA
Messenger RNA from Folsomia candida, 5363 nucleotides. Its product is annotated as matrix metalloproteinase-2. The transcript is spliced from 11 exons. The coding region runs from base 872 to 2953 and encodes 693 amino acids. Gene Ontology annotation, molecular function: metalloendopeptidase activity; zinc ion binding. The record is from RefSeq and is a predicted model, not a curated record. Gene Ontology annotation, biological process: proteolysis; collagen catabolic process; extracellular matrix organization. Gene Ontology annotation, cellular component: extracellular matrix. NCBI's taxonomy places the organism in Eukaryota, Metazoa, Arthropoda, Collembola, Entomobryomorpha, Isotomidae.